UUGAACAUCAUUUUAUUCUUCUAAAUACUCCUACCAUUUAUUCUUUUGCAGAGUAUAGAGCAUUUAAGCUCAAUGACUAUGGGGUCUUAUCACCAAUUUCUAUGCCCAAUUCUUUUGAUAAUUUCCAUGGUGAUUCUCGCCUCUUCAUCAUCCUCUCAAGCAUACAAAUUCAUUGUUGGAGGCAAAGAUGGCUGGGUGGUGAAGCCCUCAGAAAAAUACAGCCAUUGGGCAGAAAGAAACCGAUUUCAAGUCAAUGAUACCCUUUAUUUCAAGUACAAGAAAGGAUCUGAUUCAGUGGCAGUGGUUACAAAAGAAGACUAUGAUGCAUGCAACCCCAAGAACCCCAUUCACAUAAUGGACGGUGGAGAUUCAACGUUCCAAUUUGAUAGAUCAGGUCCCUUUUUCUUCAUCAGUGGCAACGUUGAGAACUGCCAACAUGGUCAAAAGCUGAUUGUUGUAGUUCUGGCGGUCAUACACAACCAGCACCACCACAGUGAUCAAUCACCAUCUCCAUCUGCACCGCCGUCAUCCCCCGUGCCUCCUCCAGCGGAAGCUCAACCACAUGUUAGGAGCGGCCCAUCCCCAAUGCCGAGUCCAGGCCCAUCCGGCAUAGAGGCCCCGGCACCGGCUCCGGCAAGUCAUUCGGGUUCUACAAGGCUUGGUGGUGUCGCUUUGGGUGUUAGUGUUGGGGUGGCUUUGUUGUUCUUUGUUUAAUUUGCUUCCAUUUGGGCAUCAGAAUUUCAGUAUUAGUUGUUUUUGUUUUGUUCCAUUUUGGUUUGAUUUGGUGUAUUGUUGUUUUCAAUUUUAGUUUUUGAUGAUGCCCCCCUCUAAACCCAUUGUUUUAC
Molecule: messenger RNA, 845 nt
Organism: Lotus japonicus
Lineage: Eukaryota; Viridiplantae; Streptophyta; Magnoliopsida; Fabales; Fabaceae
Product: early nodulin-like protein 3
Exons: 2
Coding region: 73-714 (213 amino acids)
Cellular component (GO): plasma membrane
Molecular function (GO): electron transfer activity
Source: RefSeq, a predicted model, not a curated record